This is a messenger RNA of Penicillium subrubescens, 513 nucleotides long. Its product is annotated as Hsp20/alpha crystallin family protein. The coding region runs from base 1 to 513 and encodes 170 amino acids. NCBI's taxonomy places the organism in Eukaryota, Fungi, Ascomycota, Eurotiomycetes, Eurotiales, Aspergillaceae. The transcript has a single exon. The record is from RefSeq and is a predicted model, not a curated record. Gene Ontology annotation, biological process: response to salt stress; protein folding; response to hydrogen peroxide.
AUGUCUCUGUUCCGCACCAGCUUCCCCUCGGGCGGUGACUUCGCCCCUCUCUUCCGUCUGCUGGAUGACUAUGACCUGCACCGGUCGAGCCGCCAGACCACCUCCAACCGCGCUUUCCACCCUCGCUUCGAUGUCCGCGAGAGUGAGGACUCCUACCACCUGGAUGGCGAGCUGCCCGGCAUUGCCCAGAAGGACAUCAGCAUUGAGUUCACCGACCCGAACACCCUGGUCGUGAAGGGUCGCACCGAGCGCGAGUACCACACCACCGACUCUAACGAGCCUGCUGGUGAUGAUGACAGCACCGUGGCCGAGACUGGCGACCAGGCCCAGACCACCAAGCCCAGCCACCGCUACUGGGCCAGUGAGCGCUCCGUUGGCGAGUUCCAGCGCACCUUUACCUUCCCCGGCCGCGUCGACCAGGACAAUGUCAAGGCCAACCUGAAGAACGGCAUUCUGUCGGUCGUUAUUCCCAAGUCGCCUGUUCCCACCGCCAAGAAGAUUACCAUCGAGUAA